AUGUUGAAUAUUACAAAUGCUAGUAUCAUUGGCACACUCUAUGAAUUUCCAUUUUCAUCUCUUCCUUUUCUCGAAUAUGUUGAUCUUAGCCUGAACCAGCUCUCUGGCACCAUCCCACCUGAAAUUGGAAAGCUCACUAAUCUUUUCCAUCUCAAUUUGUCCAUCAAUCAGAUUUCAUGUUCAAUCCCACCACAAAUCAGCUCACUAACCAAACUUGAGACUCUCGACAUCUUUGACAACCAUUUAAAUGGUUCCAUUCCCACAGAAAUAGGAAAACUUGUCAAUCUUGUUGAAGCUUAUCUUGGAAAGAACCAAUUAACGGGUCAUAUUCCUCCAGAAAUAGGUAGCUUGGUCACUGCAAAAUUGCUUUAUGCUUUCUCCAAUGAAUUGUUCGAUUCCAUUCCUACUAAAGUAGGAACGAUGAAGUCCCUUGAGAAUUUAAGCUUACAAACAAAUCAUCUUUCUGGUCCAAUUCCCAAAACAAUAAGUGACUUAAUUGAGCUCAAAACCCUGUACCUUUAUUCUAACGAAUUCUCUGUUCCCAUUCCUAGUGAGUUGGGGAAUCUGAAAAACCUCAGUGAAUUAACUGAGCUUCAAAUUUUGUAUCUUGAUUCUAACCAACUUUCUAGUCCCAUUCCUAGUGAGUUAGGGAAUCUGAAAAACCUCAGUGAUUUGGAAUUAUCCCAUAAUCAGCUUACUGAUCCAAUUCCUAGUGAGUUGGGAAAUCUAAAAAACCUCAUUGAUUUGGAACUAUCUAGUAAUCAGCUUACCGGUGACUUAAUUGAGCUCAAAACCCUGCGCCUUUAUUUUAACCAAUUCUCUGGUCCCAUUCCUAGUGAGUUGGGGAAUCUGAAAAACCACAAUGAUUUGGAAUUAUCUAAUAAUCAGCUUACCGGUUCAAUUCCAAUUACUCUAGGUGACUUAACUGAGCUCAAAAUUUUGUAUCUUGAUUCUAACCAACUUUUUGAUCCCAUUCCUAGCGAGUUGGGGAAUCUGAAAAACCUCACUGGUUUGGGAUUAUCCAUUAAUAAACUUAGUGGUUCAAUUGCAAUUACUCUAGGUAGCUUAAUUGAGCUCAAAGCUUUGUAUCUUUAUUCUAAAAAACUUCCUGGUCCCAUUCCUAGUGAAUUGGGGAAUUUGAAAAACCUCAUUGCAUUGGCAUUAUCACUUAAUCAACUUUCAAGCUAUUUGCCAGACCAGCUUUGCCAAGGUGGGAAACUUGAGAAAUUCAUCGUGGAUAGCAAUAAGCUAACAGGGCCAAUACCAAGUAGCUUGAGGAAGUGCUCUAGUUUCAAAAGGGUUCGGCUUAAUAAUAAUAGUUUCACUGGGAAUUUAUCUGAAGCUUUUGGCAUCUAUCCAGAGCUUUACAUAGCACCAGAGAUUGGAAAUAUCAAUGGGCUUCUAGGACUCGAUCUUUCAUCGAAUCAUUUGAUUGGGCAGAUUCCUAAAGAAAUUGGUGAUUUAACCUCUCUGGUUAAGCUUUUUGUGCAAAACAACAACAUUUCUGGCAGUAUACCCAAGGAACUUGGGUCACUGACAAAAUUAGAGUCCCUUGAUCUAUCAUGUAACGGAUUGAAUCUGUCAAUCCCAAUUUUUGUUGGAGAUUACGUGCACUUCCUUAAUCAUCUUGUUGGAGAAAUACCCCCUUAUCUAGCCAAUUUGAAGAACUUGGUAAGCUUAGAUCUUUCCCACAAUGGCCUCUCUGGCCGUAUUCCUGAAGAACUUGAAAUAUUGUUUGGUUUACAAGAUGUUGAGUUGUCAUACAAUGAGUUGGAAGGUCCAAUCCCUAAUAAUAAAGCUUUUAUCAAUGCCUCAUUUGAGGAUAAUAAAGGUCUUUACGGAAAUGUAACAGGACUCCACCCCUGCGAAAGGCCAUCUUCUGUGGUGAAGAAGCAGUUAGUGGCGAAGAGAAAUAAACUCAUCCUCAUCACUGUACUUCCUGUUAUGGGAGCCCUAGUACUACUCUGUGUUUUCAUUGGUGUUCUCUUUAUGUGUGAUAAAAGAGACAUUGAAAGACGUGAUGAUGGUUGGAUUUCGAUAUCUAUGUUAGAUGGAAAGGCAUAA
This is a messenger RNA of Lycium ferocissimum, 2064 nucleotides long. RefSeq names its product probable leucine-rich repeat receptor-like protein kinase At1g35710. Bases 1 to 2064 code for a protein of 687 amino acids. Gene Ontology annotation, molecular function: protein binding. The transcript is spliced from 5 exons. The record is from RefSeq and is a predicted model, not a curated record. Lineage: Eukaryota; Viridiplantae; Streptophyta; Magnoliopsida; Solanales; Solanaceae.